Molecule: messenger RNA, 948 nt
Organism: Alternaria arbusti
Lineage: Eukaryota; Fungi; Ascomycota; Dothideomycetes; Pleosporales; Pleosporaceae
Exons: 2
Coding region: 1-948 (315 amino acids)
Source: RefSeq, a predicted model, not a curated record
AUGUUUCCAAAGCUCGACCCUGCCGAUGUUGCGCGUCGGAGCCAUGGGGCCACGGAGCCACCCAGGAAGAAACACUACAAGAAGCGGCAAUCCAGCCCCGAACGCGAGCGACAAGCUUGCCGCUGCCUAGCCACCGCAAUACAUACUAAGCUGCCUCGCGAACUGCGAGAUGUCGUAUACAAACAUGCAAUUGAGGAGCCCAAGCUGUUUUACGUGCAUGAAUUGCCGCAAGACAAAAUCGCCGACGUCGAAUCGGUACGACGCAUAUACAGUCAAUCCUACGUUGGUCUGGAAGUCGCACGCGAGACAGCAGAGUACUACUACUCUAGAGAGCACAUCAUUGCCAAUUUUCAAAAUUUGAGAGAGACGCUUACCCGAGACGUCUUCCACCUGGGCGUGAAACCCUACAUGCACAUCCAGACACUACAUGUUCGCAUCAGAAUUGACGAGAUCAGCGGCAGCCUUGUACGUCGCGGAGGGACAGACAAGAACGGCCGACUCAAGGAGUCGCAAUCUGUGAAAGAAGCUGUUGUGCAGGAGAAAAUCAACCUCAACAAUCUCUACCAGAAGCUCGAAGCAGGCUUUUCUCUCUUCAAAGGGACGAGAGAGCCUUCGUUCUUAAAACUCGUCGUCAAUCUCAAAAUGGAUAAAUACCCUCCUUGUUGGGAUCGAGUCUAUCAACGAGACAUAACUGUCAUGCGGGACCACGAACGCAGGUUCAUGAAUGCACUUGAAACAAUACGGAAGCCGGUGUACGAUAUGAUACACACGGGCUGCACUGUUGAAGUCAAGUUCGCCCCAGAAUAUUACAACGGCCAAGAGCGCGACGACGGGCGUUGCGACGACGACAGUGAGAGUGAGACCUUCCACUACCGGGCAAGGGAAAGUGACAAGGGCAGCGAAAAAAGCGACGAGGACUGCCACUGCAACACCCAGCACUCCCACUAA